Lasiosphaeria miniovina is the source of this 1215-nucleotide messenger RNA. RefSeq lists its product as uncharacterized. The coding region runs from base 1 to 1215 and encodes 404 amino acids. The transcript has 5 exons. NCBI's taxonomy places the organism in Eukaryota, Fungi, Ascomycota, Sordariomycetes, Sordariales, Lasiosphaeriaceae. The record is from RefSeq and is a predicted model, not a curated record.
AUGUGGCACCCGGACGCGCUCGACAUGAUCGAUGACCACUUUGGCGCCACUUCGCGCUUCACCGACAGCCGUGAGAAAUCCACGUGGACAACGAGUAUCACCAUCUCGCACUGGACAAUCCGGACCUGUGAAGAACACCGCGCCGACGCAUUCCGCGAGAGCCACCGACAGCACGGCGACUUCCCGCCAGAGAACAUAGCGCAGCUCGGGUCGUCUUCGUCGUCGUCAGAACUCUCGCAGAUGAUGCACACAGUGCAAGAGCAGUCGUCGUCGCUGGUAUUCACGGGCGACGCGGCCGGCCACCUGUGGGUCUGCUCGGCGUGGUCAGGCGUGACAGACUCGGCUGCCGUCGCGCCAGUCGUGUCACGCGUUUUGCCACGCAUUUUGGAGAAGUUCAUUCACCAGCAAGCCAGCGCGCGCUGUCUUGCGUUUCUGCUGCUCCUAGGUCAUCUGUGCGAGAAGCUUGCGGUGGAGUAUGGGAAGUUGUUGGCAAGGCUGGAUGAUAUCAUGGAGAUUGGGGACCGCACCCUCCUUGAAGGCCUCGAAGACUGGUGGGGGACAACAGAAGCUAUCAACAAGCUCAAGAAGAUGCUCUGGGGCUGGGAGGCGCUGCGCGUAUUCAACGACAAGCUGUCAUCGUCGCUAUCGCAGAUUGACCGAGCCCAUGAGGCGAUGGAGCAUACCAUCAAACAGGAUGCCACGAACCAGCACGCCGACCUCAUCCAGGAAUACAACGGCGUCGUCGACGAGUUCAAGAAGCGCUACGGCAUGCUGAUGGACGUGCACGACAAGACGCAGCUGAAGAUCAAGCAGGUUACCGGUUUGCGGGACGGCAUAUCCACCAUCACCAAUGUCGUCGAUACGCAGACGGCCCUCGCCGACAACCAGACGACUAUCCAGCAGGGCAACAACAUUCGCACUCUCACGUACAUCACGAUUGCGUACCUGCCGCCUGGGUUCAUCACCGCGCUGUACUCAAUCUCGCACGGCACAUUCAUGGACGACGCCUCCAAUGAGCAGUUCAUCAUCCUGAUUAUCGUAUUCUCAGUAGCCACCUACGUCGUCGCCUUCAGCCUCGAGAAGGUGCUGGAGCUGUUCAAGGGCAAGACGUGGUCGGCGGCCCUCAAAAGCCGCAAGAAGCCCGUCGUUAAGGCUGAUGUUGAGGAGGCCAUCCCGGAAAAGGCAUGGCUGUCAAGCGGCAAUGGCCACGCGUGA